Fraxinus pennsylvanica is the source of this 1824-nucleotide messenger RNA. The record is from the annotation of a GenBank genome assembly. NCBI's taxonomy places the organism in Eukaryota, Viridiplantae, Streptophyta, Magnoliopsida, Lamiales, Oleaceae.
AUGACAAUCCAUUCAGUAGUAAUCCAAAAACUGCUGAGCACAAACGCCCAUCUCGGCCGUCGUGUGACGGCCCACCACUUCAAGAUCUUCUCUGAGGGGACCCGCAAUGGCAUGUCCAUUAUAGACUCCGACAAGACCCUCAUUUGCCUCCGAAAUGCCUGCAAUUUCAUCGGCCACUUGGCCCGUGACAAUGCGCGGUUCCUCUUCGUCAACACCAACUCUCUCUUCGAUGAAAUCGUUGCCCAGAUGACCCAGACCGUUGGGAUCAAGAACGACACCACGUGGCGUCUUGGAGGCUUUUUAACAAACAGUUCGAGCCCAAAAAAGUUUCGUGGCAGAAAUAAGAAGUUGAACCUUGGUGCAAUUCAGGCGCCGGAUUGUAUUGUGAUUUUUGACACGGAGAGAAAAAGCUCAGUGAUUCAGGAGGCGUCUAGGCUGCAGAUUCCCAUUGUUGGGCUGGUGGAUUCGAGUAUGCCGUCCGAUACUUAUGAGAAGAUUACAUACCCUGUGCCGGCUAAUGAUUCUGUGCAGUUUGUGUACUUGUUCUGUAAUUUGAUCACCAAAACUAUUUUGUACGAGCAGAAGAGGUCUCAGGCUGCAUUGACUGAGAAGGAGGAUAAAUACAGAACACGAGAUGAAAUUCAACAAAUUGACAAGACUGCUACAAAGGACAAAAUCUCAGUUCUUCCUUACGAGAAAUUGCAACCCGCUCCUGAAGAUAUCUUGGAAACUAAGCAGAUUUUGGACAAACUUGUUGUAUUGAAGUUCAAUGGCAGCCUGGGGACAAAGAUGGGCUUUCAUGGCCCCAAGUCCGUUGUGGAAGUUUGUGAUGGAUUGACAUGUCUGGAUUUGAUUCUCAAUCAAAUUGAGUCUCUCAAUUCCAAGUUUGGAUGUGUCAUUCCGCUGCUUUUGGUGAAUGCACCCAAUACGCAUGACGGUGUAUUAAAGGUCUUGGAAAGGCACUCUGAUAAGAACAUUCAUUCUCUUGUCCAGAGCCAACACCACCAAGGAAAUGUCCAUGAUCUUCCUCCAGUGUCAGCUGGAAAACUGGAUGACCAUGAUGGAAUGGAUUCUAUAAACCUUGCUGAGGUUUUCUCCUCGCUGAUGAAUGAUGGAAAAAUAGAUGUACUAUUGUCUCAGGGCAAAGAGUAUAUCCUGGUGUUGAAUUCAGAUAACGUUGCUCAUAUUGUUGAUCCAAAAAUCUUAAACCAUUUGAUUCAAAACAAUAUCGAGUAUUGUGUGGAGGUGAUGCCUAAAUCCUCUGAAUCAGAAGAAAGUAACCUUUCAUCUAUUAAAGAAGAGUUUGAGAACCUAAUGCCAAAGAAGAAUUUGAAAUUCACUCAUACAAUGUGGAUGAAUAUGAACUUUAUUGAAACACUUGUGCAAAGACGUGCGGCAAAAGAGUCUUUGACCAUUUCAAAGCUCUUUGAUCAGUCAUUUGCUAUAAAUGUUCCUAAAUCGAGAUAUCUUCCAGUUGAAGCUACAUCCGAUCUACUUCUGCUACAGUCAGAUUUAUACACCUUUACUGAUGGCAUUCUGACUCGAAAUACAGCCAGAGUAAAUCUUGCCGAUCCUAUAAUUGAACUAGGACCAGAAUUUGAUAAUAUCAAUGAUUUCCAGACUCGUUUCAAGUCCAUUCCUAGUGUUGUUGGACUUGUCAGCUUGAAGGUGACUGGUGAUGUGUGGUUUGGAACCGGUAUAACUCUCAAGGGAAAGGUUGUUAUACAAGCAAGACCAGGAAUGAAAAUAGUAAUUCCUGAUGACUCGGUAGUUGAAAAUAAGAUUAUUACAAGCCAAGGAGACAUUGGAGGAGGAUCUUUAUGA